Messenger RNA from Equus caballus (horse), 948 nucleotides. The record is from RefSeq and is a predicted model, not a curated record. NCBI's taxonomy places the organism in Eukaryota, Metazoa, Chordata, Mammalia, Perissodactyla, Equidae.
AAAAGGUGUCAUAUCUAGAUGGGACCACAGAAUCUAACAAGUGUCUUAGAAUUCCACCUCCUCGGUUUCUCAGAUGAUCUGGAAUUGCAACCCCUACUCUUUGGGCUUUUUCUAACCAUGUACCUGGUCACCGUGUUUGGGAACCUGCUCAUAAUCCUGACUGUCAGCUUUGACUUCCACCUCCACACCCCCAUGUACUUCUUCCUUUCAAACCUGUCUUUGGCUGACAUCAGUUUCAGCACCACUACAGUCCCCAAAAUGCUGGUUAACCUCAAGACACACAGCAAAUCCAUCACCUAUGCAGGCUGCUUAACUCAGGUGUCCUCAUUUUCUCUUUUUGUAUGUUUAGACAGUCUACUCCUGACCGUGAUGGCCUAUGACCGGUUUGUGGCUAUUUGUCAUCCUUUGCACUAUCCAGCCAUCAUGAACUUCCACCUCUGUGGCUUGUUGGUCCUGGUGUCAUUUUUCGUCAGUCUGUUGGACUCCCAGCUGCACUACUUGAUGAUGUCACAGCUUACCUUCUGUGCAGAUGUGGAAAUCCCUCAUUUCUUCUGUGACCCUCCUCAACUCCUCAAACUUGCCUGUUCUGACACUUCCACCAAUAACAUAUUAAUCUAUUUUAUUGGUACCAUCUUUGGUGGUGUUCCACUCACAGGGAUCCUUUACUCUUAUACUCGAAUUAUUUCCUCCAUACUGAGGAUCUCAUCAUCAGGUCUGAGGUACAAGGCUUUCUCUACCUGUGGCUCUCACCUGUUAGCUGUUUGCUUAUUUUAUGGAAUAGGCCUUGGGGUGUACCUCGGUUCCAGUGUCUCAUCUUCCCUGAGGAAGGAAGCAGUGGCCUCGGUGAUGUACACUGUGGUCACUCCUAUGCUGAACCCCUUCAUCUAUAGCCUGAGGAAUAGUCACAUCAAGAAUGUGUUGUGGAGGAUUGUCAGCAGAAUAGCCUAA